Aquila chrysaetos chrysaetos is the source of this 4911-nucleotide messenger RNA. RefSeq names its product retinal pigment epithelium-derived rhodopsin homolog (gene RRH). NCBI's taxonomy places the organism in Eukaryota, Metazoa, Chordata, Aves, Accipitriformes, Accipitridae. Gene Ontology annotation, molecular function: G protein-coupled receptor activity. The transcript has 7 exons. Gene Ontology annotation, cellular component: membrane; photoreceptor outer segment. The record is from RefSeq and is a predicted model, not a curated record. Gene Ontology annotation, biological process: visual perception; G protein-coupled receptor signaling pathway. Bases 3758 to 4762 code for a protein of 334 amino acids.
GUAGCUGUAGUGUCUGGGGAAAAAAAGUCACAGUGCAGUCUGAAGCAAGGGGGGUGGGGGAGAGGUGUUAGUGGCAGUGUAGGUUCUUGAUGACGGUUUGGUGUUCCCUGGAUUUCCCCUCACUGGCAGCCUUUGGGGCAAAUGGCUGGGCCACCUAAAGAACUUCUCACCUGCCACCCGCUCCAGCAGCCCAAAGGGUGUUGCUGUCCUGCAGUAUUCCUCUGAAGCUCACGAGGAAGGUAGGCUUCAGCGUACCCCACAGUGCUUGGCUUCCCACCCAGGACACAGCAGUAGUGGUGUCACCUACCUGUCUCCUUGUCCACCUGUCAGUGUCUGCAGAUGCUCACUGUUGACAGAGGCAGAGCAUUCAACAGCCAAGUCUGGUUUUCAAAAUGUUGCAAGUGAAUGUGUUACCCACUGCAGUAUUUGACCGAGACAUAGGGUCUGAAUUUCAGCUGAUUUUGAAAAUGACGGCUGGUAAAUCACUAGGAUCAGAUUGCUUAAAGGUAUUUAGAAUACCUUGAGCCUUUUGGCUUGGCCACACUAAAAUUCUGGGUUUAUAUUUUUUUUCUAUGUGGGAUCUAAAUCCUUGCUAAACAGAAGGUAAUACAUGGAGGUGUAUUGUAAAGCUUAAAUUGUUGCCAACUAAGAAUGGCUUUAGUACUCCUGCAUUCCUUCUUGGAGGGAUGUUUUUCCUCCUUGUGUUUUCUGUGGUCGCUGGGAUAGGAUGGCUCACUAUAGUUCAUAGAUUUGCUAUGUUAUUUUGACAGAGAAAUUUGCUGAAGUGCAGAAAAUAAUUGGGAUAUUUUAAUAUGUCUGCAGCACUGGCUGUUGUAGAACAGAAAGGAUUCUCACUAGUACUGACACAAAGUAAUGGAUGUUUGCCUGAAGUAUCCAGUGCUGGAUAGUCACGUACAUACUGGUGCAAAGUUAUUUGCGGUUGUGUAAAGCAUUGUCUUGGCAAGAAACAAUGGUGGUGUCUUUAAAAAAAAGUACAGCUACUGCAUGAGGUAUGGCAAGUAAAAAGCUUUAUGGAGUCACGUAUUUUUUCAGGGCGUUUUCUUCAGUCAGCUGAAAAUCUCUUUAGAGUCAAGCUUUUCUAAUCAACAGUUUAAGUCUCUGUGAGGGAGGGGAAAAAAGUUAUUUAUUAACUUGUUUUCCAUUGGGUUUGAACGGUUUGCAUCUGUUUGCGAAAAUAAGAUUAAAGGGAAGUUCUGCUUUAUAGAGCCCUCUAGUGGUGAUGUGCUUAAUAAACGUAGGAGGGUUUUGCUUUUUUAGCGUGGUUAGCACUGAAAAUGGGAAAGAGGUUUUGUUUUGGUUUUAAAUUUUUAAAUUUUUUUUUUUUUUUUUAACGCAAACGGUAAGUUUCUCUACUCUCAUCACUUGUGGAUUGAAAUAUACUUUACACAUAACUGAAAGCAACUUGCUAAACCCUGUAAUGAGUUUUGCAUUGCCCCAUAUCUAUACAGAUACCUACUGAAGAAUACAGAUACAUAAUUGAAGAAUGGACUUAAAUAGAAAAUGUGAUUUGUUGCAACUGAUCUGGGACACGUGGGAAGGAAAAGCAUCACUUGAGGUUAUAAAGUGCCCCUCUGACACUAGUAAUACUAUCUGAUAUUGGAGGAUAAAAACAGCCUGAGGUUUUGGAAUGUUUUUUGGUUUUUUUCUUAUACUAGUAUUAAAAAGCAAUGUGGUAAGCCAUAUUUUAUCUGCCUUAGGAACUGUGGUUCCAACUUUCUAGAUUAUCUAUAUACUUUAAUACUUAAUUCCUUGCUUUAUCUUUUUGGCUUGUUUUAUGAACUGCAGUGUUCUAGAAAAGAUUACUUUUAGAUUAAUGAUAAGUAAUGUCUGCCUUUAAUUUUUACUUUUUUUUUUUCUUAAUUCCUGUUGCUGUAAAAUUCGCCAAAUUUAAGAGGAGACAGACACAAUGCGAUGGUAUAUAGGAUGGACUGCACACAUUAGAAACUUGCUUUUUAACCAACAAGUAUGUAUAAAAUUUGUGUGGUCUCAUUAACUGCCACGCUAAGUCUGGAAUCCUAUCUGAAUAAAAAUAGCAAUGCUUUGCUUUUCUGAGACAUUCAGCAUUGCAAGCUCUGACUUCUGUGGAAGCUGCAAGAUCUGAGAUGCUUUUGAAAAUCUUGCCAAAGUUUCAGGGGAGGAAAGCAAAGAUAUCAAUUUAUCACUAUGCUUUUAUCUUUCGAGGCAGGACUAUGGGGCACUAGGGAAGUGGCUUCAUUGCCAAACAGAUCGUCUUUUCUUUCAGAACCCUCCCACCCUGUUCCUGCUUAAUCCUCUUCUGACAGGAAAAAUACCGUAAUAAUAGAAGUACCGUGAGAACUGUAAGAGUGAGUGUAGAUUUGUGGCAUUAAAGAAAAUGUUUGCUGGUAGAACUGUGACACAUAAUCGUCUGUAGUAAUGAUGACUAGAUGUUGUGACUGCCCAAGUUUUUUAUCAAAAUUUUCUUACUUUAGAUUAGGUGAAAGAUGCAGGAUGUCUGUUUUGGAAAGCUGAGGAGUGGGAGGGAAUGCUCUAUGAGUGUUUCAUGGGUUAGAGAAGGGAGAGCUUUUCAAGUAUACUUCCUUUCUAUGGGAUGGCUAUAUUCCUCAGUACUGCCUGUGUCACUACACCCUUAUUGCUGCUCAGAAGUCACAGCCCUAGUCUGGGAGCCUGCCUGAGCUGCCUGCAAACCACAUACAACUGAAGAACCACUGGUUGCUCAUCCUUCUCACUUUUAUACCCAUUAUGAGUACAAAACUGGAGGCAAAAACCAUAUGAAGGGGAACCGGCGGGAAACACCUUCUUUGAUUGCGUAUACUGAUACUGCAUAUAAGCUCUUGGGCAAGGGUUUAUUGCAGCUAAUAUUUAUGCAGGAUUUUGUGAAAGGUCUUUACUUUGGUGUGCUGCUACCCUCAUUCUUGAAGAGAAGAACACACGAGCUUCUGCUGCUCAGGGCUUUGGAAAAUGCCUAAUGAUUUUCUGCCCAGUAACAUGCUUUGGAAAAUUUGCCCGAAGUAAGCUUACAUGUGUGUGUUUGGGAGAGGGAAGGUGUCAGACUUGUAAGACAUAUUCAACAACGAUUUUCUGCAGACCGGGCUAUUUUAGAAAUGUAGCAAUUGGAUUUUCUGAAAGUCAUGCUUCACUUCAGAAAAUACUGGACUGUGUUCUUGUGUCUUCUGUCUGUGUCAGUUUGAGAGUUUAAAUCAAACGAGGAAUCUUAAAGAAGUAGGUCUUUAAGGAUUUGAAGGGAUGGACUUUAGAGUAAGCAUAUCCUGCUUUUUAAAGAAAUUGACAUUUGUGUCUAUGUUGUGCUGCAGUUUUGUGUGUUCACUGUGAUGAUGGGAGUUAAUGCCAAGCCAGGCUGAUGACCAACUGGCCUGAGCCAACUUUUGUUGAGGUUUCCGAAGCAUUGCACAAGAGGUUUGAAGGAAAAAGUUUGGGGGCAUGUGACAGUUAAUCUCUUUAGCAGUAAGAAUGAAGUUUAAGCAUACUGUUGGAAAUGUACUCUGUUCUGUGCUGCUCUUUGUUUUAAUUAACAAUCUCCUGCAGAGAUUGGGAGUGUAAACUUCUUUGCACUUUAGUCCAAUUAAAUCAUGCUUGGAGGCUGUCAAUGGUGGGGGGGAACUCCCCCCUACCCCCCUUUUUUUUAAUUGUUCAGUGAGGCUGUUGAAUAAUGAAAGAAUUUGCCUGACAGGGUUUUGUAGUGUUUCGUCGUCUUGAUGAAUUAUUGCAGAGGAUAGACGAGUCUCUUUUGUCCAAAAUGCAUUGGAAUGAUUCAUCCAAUUCCUCAGAAAGUGACAAUGAAGCUCAUUCAGCCUUUACACAGACUGAGCACAACAUAGUUGCAGCUUACUUAAUAACAGCAGGAGUGAUAAGCAUUUUCAGUAACAUUGUUGUGUUAGGCAUCUUUGUUAAGCACAAAGAGCUUCGAACAGCAACCAACGCAAUUAUUAUCAACUUGGCUUUUACUGACAUUGGUGUUAGUGGCAUUGGUUACCCCAUGUCUGCUGCCUCAGAUCUGCACGGAAGCUGGAAAUUUGGCUAUACUGGAUGCCAGAUCUAUGCUGCCUUAAACAUCUUUUUUGGGAUGGCGAGUAUUGGUUUGCUCACUGUUGUUGCAGUUGACCGUUAUCUGACAAUCUGCAGGCCUGAUAUAGGAAGAAGAAUGACUACCCGUAGCUAUGCCACUCUAAUCCUUGCUGCUUGGAUAAAUGCAGUCUUUUGGGCUUCCAUGCCUACUGUAGGCUGGGCUAGCUACGCUCCGGAUCCAACUGGAGCAACGUGCACAGUAAAUUGGAGGAAAAAUGAUGUGUCCUUUGUUUCCUACACAAUGAGUGUAAUUGCUGUUAAUUUUGUUGUACCCUUAACAGUCAUGUUUUACUGUUAUUACAAUGUUUCCCGGACAAUGAAACAAUAUGCCAGCACUAACUGCCUGGAGAGCAUCAACAUAGAUUGGUCUGACCAAGUAGACGUGACAAAGAUGUCUGUUGUGAUGAUUGUAAUGUUCUUGGUGGCGUGGUCUCCAUAUUCUAUUGUGUGUUUAUGGUCUUCCUUUGGAGACCCAAAGAAAAUUUCUCCUGCAAUGGCCAUCAUAGCUCCUCUAUUCGCAAAAUCUUCCACAUUCUAUAAUCCCUGCAUUUAUGUUGCUGCAAACAAAAAGUUUCGGAGGGCAAUCCUGGCAAUGGUGCGAUGUCAGACAAGACAAGAGAUAACUAUAAACAAUGCCUUGCCCAUGAGUGUAUCUCAAAGUGCAUUGACAUCGUAGAACUCACGUCAUUUGCCUGCAUAAAUUAAACGGAAAGGAGUGAAAUCUGGGUUAAAGUUAAUUAAUCUUUUGGAAGAUUAAUCUUUUGGAAUAAUAAUCUGCCCCAGCCAGCCAGCUGUUUUCUGUUAAUCACAGUAAUCUUUUUAGAU